Zychaea mexicana is the source of this 153-nucleotide messenger RNA. RefSeq lists its product as uncharacterized. Gene Ontology annotation, molecular function: ubiquitin protein ligase activity; zinc ion binding. The transcript has a single exon. NCBI's taxonomy places the organism in Eukaryota, Fungi, Mucoromycota, Mucoromycetes, Mucorales, Lichtheimiaceae. Gene Ontology annotation, biological process: ubiquitin-dependent protein catabolic process via the N-end rule pathway; protein ubiquitination. The annotation marks the transcript as partial. Gene Ontology annotation, cellular component: ubiquitin ligase complex; cytoplasm. The record is from RefSeq and is a predicted model, not a curated record.
UGCGGCUUGGAUGAUACAUGUGUUUUUUGCUCUCGCUGUUUUCAUGCAACGGACCAUGACGGCCAUGAUGUUCUAUUUUCGGUGAGCCCUGGCUCAGGCGGCUGCUGUGAUUGCGGUGACCGGGAAGCAUGGAAGGUCCCGUUGCAAUGCAAG